Molecule: messenger RNA, 1149 nt
Organism: Nicotiana attenuata
Lineage: Eukaryota; Viridiplantae; Streptophyta; Magnoliopsida; Solanales; Solanaceae
Exons: 5
Coding region: 1-1149 (382 amino acids)
Biological process (GO): DNA integration
Molecular function (GO): nucleic acid binding
Source: RefSeq, a predicted model, not a curated record
AUGCAUGACUUCAUCAUGGCAGAAGAUUCUGAGUUGUGGGAUGUUAUUUGUGAUGGUCCUUAUGUCCCAAGGAAGAAGGUUGGAGACCCUCUUGUGACGAUGCCUAAAACCAGGAAAGAAUACAAUGAUGCAGAUAGGAAAUCUGUUGAGAAAAAUUUUCGUGCUAAGAAAAUUUUGCAAGAACAUUUCAAGUACAACCCUGACAAAGCAGCAAAGAGGAACCCGGUGCCUGACAAACGCUUUAAAAGAAAGAACGUCGCUGACAAUGUUGUAAAGCAAGCCCUUGCAGCAUGGGGAGAUUCCUCCAGUGAGUCUGAAGAAGAAACUGAUACAGGAACAACGGGCAUUUCAAAGAAGAUUUCCAAGCCAGAGCUCACUCUCUUCAGAAAAACAAAUUUUGCUGAAAGAGUAGCUGCUAAAAGGGGACCAGGAUACAUUCUUGGAGUUGGAAAGAUUGGGAAAUCACUCACUCACACAAUUGAGGAUGUGUACUAUGUCAAUAGGCUCAAAUACAAUCUCUUGAUUGUUUCUCAAAUAUGUGAUAAAGGAAACAAGGUGGAGUUCUUGUCAAAGAUAUGCACAGUUACUAAUCUAGUAACAGGCAAAGUGGUGCUGGUGGCCAAAAGAUACAAGAACAUUUAUGUUGCCGACAUUGAGUCUCUACAAAAUGGUAAUCUGAUUUGCUUGAAAGCAGUUGAUGAUGAAGCUGAGCUGUGGCAUAGAAGACUGGGGCACGCAAGUUUUUCUCUACUGAACAAAUUAGUUCAAAAGGACCUGGUGCAUGGUUUGCCCAAGUCAAAGUUCGCGGAGCACAAAGUUUGUGAUGCCUGCACCAAAGGGAAGCAUGUGAAAUCCUCAUUUAAGCGAAACAACCUUUGUGAAGAAAAUUCAAGUGAAGAUGGACUCAAAAGUAGCCCGCAUAAGAUCAGAUCAGAUCAUGGGACAGAAUUUGACAAUGCCAAGUUUGAUGAUUUUGGCAACGAGAAUGGGAUUACUCAUAACUUCUCAUCCCCCAUAACUCCACAGCAAAAUAGGGUUGUGGAAAGGAAAAACAAAACUCUUGAAGAAAUGGCAAGGACACUGUUGAUCGAUAGUGGGAUUGCGAAGAACUUCUGGCUGAAGCUGUCAGCACUGCCUGCUACUUGGUGA